This is a messenger RNA of Hemiscyllium ocellatum (epaulette shark), 1842 nucleotides long. It is a transcript of the gene ece2a, whose product is annotated as endothelin converting enzyme 2a. The transcript has 3 exons. Lineage: Eukaryota; Metazoa; Chordata; Chondrichthyes; Orectolobiformes; Hemiscylliidae. Bases 834 to 1562 code for a protein of 242 amino acids. The record is from RefSeq and is a predicted model, not a curated record.
GUACUCUGCCUGGGAUAGCACUAAGUUUGAACUUUCCGACUGCCUUUUAAUGCGCCCCGGAUAUCAUCACAAUAAAGUUUAGGAGUGUGAACAAAUAAACUAAAGCCGGUUCUGUAGAGAGAGGGUGUCCCCUCCUUUGUGGAGACGGACGCAGGAAGAGGGAGAGUCAAUGUGGGUGUGAUCUGGGCCACGGACAGGAGAGAGGUAGGGGUUGAGAGUAACUCAAUCAGGGCUUUAGAAAUAGGCAGGAAACCCUGGGCGGGAGGGAACAAUUAUCUCUGUGCUAAUGUGAGGCAGUAACCUGCUAUAACAAAACAAACACGUUUCAGACCUCUUGUCUUAGGAUAACAGGAGACUGAAAUACAGCCUUGAGCCAGUGGGACAAUACAGCCUGAAGGGCAGGAACGACAGGAGUCUGAUUCAAUCUGAUCUGGAGUGGGAGGAGGGGGCUUAAUUUAGACUCACAAGGAUGAAAAAAACUCUAAAUUAAACUCGAGUCUGGUUUGCAAUAACAUGGGUGGUUGGGGUCUUUCAUAAUUGCCCAAAGGGAGAGGGAUCUGGUCUGGAAGGAUAGGAAUGACCGUGCCACGUUGAGUUCAAGUGAAGGCGAGCAGGGUAACAAGAAUUCGAUAAACCUUUACUAAAACAUGUCACUGCCAGGGAAAAAAGACCAACGUAAUCUGGACUAGGAAAGUGGGAGAAAGUGACCCGAUCUUAUUUAAGUUGCGGAGAGGGUGGUAUUAAUGCAGAAAGGAUUUGAAUUGAGUCCGGACUUGUGUGCUAAGAGAUUAAUGUUGAAUAUCCCUUUAACACCACUGAAGAUUGUUUAGAAAAUGGAUAAUUUGCCAAUAAGUAAUUCGCGAUACAAGGAUCGGAAUUACUGGGAUGAACGCUAUCACCACGAGGAGACCUAUGAGUGGUUUGGUGCGUUUUCACGUUUUGAGCAUUUGCUGAAGGAGGAGAUUCAGACUGAUGAAACCAUCCUGGUCUUGGGAUGUGGAAAUAGCUCAUUGAGUUAUGAACUGUUCAUGAGCGGUUAUAGAUCAAUCACAAAUAUUGAUUUCUCAGCAAUAUGUAUUGAAAAAAUGGCUUCCAAAUAUGCCACCUGCUCAGGCAUGGAAUGGAAGGUUAUGGAUGCUAGGGCACUUCAGUUUGAAGAUGAAAGCUUCGAUGUCGUAUUGGAGAAAGGUACCCUUGAUGCAAUGAUGGUGGAUGUAAAGGAUCCUUGGAAUGUAUCACAGGAAACCACAGAAACUAUAGACCAAGUUUUGAAAGAGGUCAGUCGCAUUCUGCGGAAAGGAGGACGCUUUAUCUCCAUUACAUUUGCACAGCCUCAUUUUCGGAAGCAGCUUUAUGCCAAAAGGGUUUACAACUGGUCCAUCAAACACCAAACCUAUGGAAAUGACUUCCAUUAUUAUUUCUACACCAUGACCAAAGGAGAAAACUUGUCUUCAGAUGAUCAGGAACUAGAAAAUAAAUGUUCACAGAGAACAGAGCCCCAGGCUACCGUUUACCUCCAAGUCACAGAGAAUGAAGACUACCUCAAUAACAUUGAAUAUUAGUUUUCAAAUUAAUUCCAUGAAAGGGUGUGUACAAACAAAAAUCUAAGCCACUAGAGUUGAUGGGAAAUACCCAUUUGCUGCGAAGGCCACAGGAUUUCUUUUUAACGAACUUAGUUGAGGAAUUCUGAUCUGGCAUAAAGCUGUGGUUCUUAACAUGGAUGGGGAAAUGCAGCUGCCUCAUCAUCUGCCAAAAAUAAUGCCUUUAUAAAAUACAGGUUAGAAUCUGCUUGAGGAGAAAGUGAGGUCUGCAGAUGCUGGAGAUCAGAGCUGAAAAUGUGUU